Molecule: messenger RNA, 1976 nt
Organism: Acanthisitta chloris (rifleman)
Lineage: Eukaryota; Metazoa; Chordata; Aves; Passeriformes; Acanthisittidae
Product: vinculin
Exons: 8
Biological process (GO): cell adhesion
Molecular function (GO): actin filament binding
Source: RefSeq, a predicted model, not a curated record
GUAGUAUCAGCUGCUCGUAUCCUCCUGAGAAAUCCUGGAAAUCAAGCUGCUUAUGAACAUUUUGAGACCAUGAAAAACCAGUGGAUUGAUAAUGUAGAAAAAAUGACAGGCUUGGUGGAUGAAGCCAUUGAUACUAAAUCGCUGUUGGAUGCAUCAGAAGAGGCUAUUAAGAAAGAUCUUGAUAAGUGUAAAGUUGCCAUGGCCAACAUGCAGCCUCAGAUGUUGGUAGCUGGUGCCACCAGCAUUGCCAGACGAGCAAACCGCAUCCUGCUGGUAGCAAAACGGGAGGUUGAAAAUUCAGAAGACCCUAAAUUUCGGGAGGCUGUUAAAGCAGCCUCUGAUGAGCUAAGUAAAACUAUAUCACCGAUGGUAAUGGAUGCUAAAGCUGUGGCAGGAAACAUUUCUGAUCCUGGUUUGCAGAAGAGUUUCUUGGAUUCUGGAUACAGAAUUCUGGGAGCUGUGGCCAAAGUGAGGGAAGCCUUCCAGCCUCAGGAACCAGAUUUCCCCCCUCCUCCUCCUGACCUUGAACACCUUCAUCUGACUGAUGAGCUUGCUCCUCCAAAACCACCACUGCCAGAAGGUGAGGUUCCCCCACCCAGACCACCACCACCAGAAGAAAAGGAUGAAGAAUUCCCAGAGCAGAAAGCAGGAGAGGCAAUUAAUCAGCCCAUGAUGAUGGCUGCUAGACAGCUGCACGAUGAGGCCCGGAAAUGGUCUAGCAAGCCUGAUGUGACUGUGAUUAAUGAAGCGGCUGAGGCUGGUGUAGAUAUAGAUGAGGAGGAUGAUGCAGAUGUUGAAUUCACUCUCCCCUCUGACAUUGAAGAUGAUUACGAGCCUGAGCUGCUGUUAAUGCCAACCAAUCAGCCUGUUAACCAGCCCAUUCUGGCUGCUGCUCAGUCUCUGCAUCGGGAAGCAACCAAGUGGUCUAGUAAGGGGAACGACAUCAUCGCUGCUGCCAAGCGAAUGGCUCUGCUGAUGGCAGAGAUGUCGCGCCUGGUGAGAGGAGGGAGCGGCAACAAGCGUGCCCUCAUCCAGUGUGCCAAGGAUAUUGCCAAGGCCUCGGACGAAGUCACCCGGUUAGCCAAGGAGGUGGCAAAGCAGUGCACUGACAAGCGCAUUAGAACAAACCUCCUGCAGGUCUGUGAGCGAAUCCCAACCAUCAGCACACAGCUGAAAAUUCUCUCCACUGUCAAAGCUACCAUGCUGGGCAGAACUAAUAUCAGCGAUGAAGAGUCGGAACAGGCAACUGAGAUGUUGGUUCAUAAUGCCCAGAAUCUCAUGCAGUCUGUGAAGGAAACUGUGAGAGAAGCUGAAGCAGCAUCCAUUAAGAUAAGAACAGAUGCUGGAUUCACUCUUCGCUGGGUCAGAAAGACCCCAUGGUAUCAGUAAACACUUGCCCACAUAAGUAUUGUUUUCUGUAACAUAAAAUGCCUUUUUUUGGAAACAGAAGAGAUUUAUUAACAGCAAAAGGUGCUGUAUACAUGAGCUUAAGACUAGCUUAUGCUAAUGCCCCAUUCUAAGGGUAUGAAUUAUAAGAUAAUGCAUUUCAAAUGUCUUUGGAACACAUUUGAUUUUCAACACCUCAAAUUUUCUGCCAACACUAGACUGUUCUUAGAGAUUAAUUAUUUUUUCUUUUCAAGAUUCUCUUAAUGAAUUCUGUACUCCCAGAAGCACAUUUCAUUUAUGCACUGUAUAUUCCAGUAGUUUCCAUGUGAUGAUAUAAAACAUGGACCUCACUUUAAGCUUGUCUUGAGAGUUUAGGACACUAUUGGUUACUUGGCAGUUUUUUAGAGACAUUAUGAAAACACUCAACUUUUCAACAGAAUCUUAGCUGGCUGUUCUUAAACCAUGCAGAAGUGAUGGAAGGUGUGGGGUUUUUAAUUAAAAAGGGGGGAGGUGGGGCAGGAGAACAGUUGUAAACUGAGGAUUAAAAUUCCAUGUCUGAAAUGAUACUUUUUUUGCUUUUGAUUUUUGCC